Punica granatum (pomegranate) is the source of this 616-nucleotide messenger RNA. Lineage: Eukaryota; Viridiplantae; Streptophyta; Magnoliopsida; Myrtales; Lythraceae. The record is from RefSeq and is a predicted model, not a curated record.
GGCUAUGCCCUCUACGUUUCUGCCAUUUUACGACAGAGGAGGGUGAGGGUUUCUUUGAAAGGAGAGCAGCCAACCUAAACAUCAGCAAGCAAGCGGCCGCAGUCGAAGUCGGCGUGGGCAAGGAAAUGGCUCCGAAGCAGCCGAAUACUGGGUUAUUUGUGGGGCUGAACAAAGGCCAUAUUGUGACCAAGAAGGAAGCCGUUCCUCGUCCUCGUGACCGUAAAGGGAAAACUAGCAAGAGGGUCCAUUUUAUCAGGAGUUUGAUAAGGGAAGUUGCUGGGUUCGCUCCUUAUGAGAAGAGGAUCACUGAGCUUCUGAAGGUCGGGAAGGACAAGCGUGCCUUGAAGGUAGCUAAGAGAAAGCUGGGCACUCACAAGAGAGCCAAGAAGAAGAGAGAGGAGAUGUCUUCUGUUCUCCGUAAGAUGAGGUCUGCUGGAGGUGCAGAGAAGAAAAAGUGAGCAAAGUGUUGUUCAAUUUAGAAGCUGGGUAGUGAGAAUUUUGUUUUGUUAUGUUGUCUUUGACGGACUUGGAAAUGUUCAACUUUUGAUAUGUACCGUUAAUUUUGUGGGGAGCGACAAUUCAGUUUUUAUUAAUCAUCCUAUCAUUUUUUUCGCGA